Morone saxatilis (striped sea-bass) is the source of this 5464-nucleotide messenger RNA. RefSeq names its product fibroblast growth factor 11a (gene fgf11a). Lineage: Eukaryota; Metazoa; Chordata; Actinopteri; Moronidae. The transcript has 6 exons. Gene Ontology annotation, molecular function: fibroblast growth factor receptor binding; growth factor activity. Gene Ontology annotation, cellular component: cytoplasm. Gene Ontology annotation, biological process: regulation of cell migration; positive regulation of cell population proliferation; positive regulation of gene expression. The record is from RefSeq and is a predicted model, not a curated record. Bases 1226 to 1975 code for a protein of 249 amino acids.
CCAGCGCUCUCUCGGUAAUGCACUGUGAACAGGGACAAGCAAGAGAGCGAGUCACACACACACACACACACACACUCUUUCACACACGUACAUGCUGCCUCUGUCACACACCCUCACACCCGUACACCUUCACACUGUGCCACUCCUUCACACACACACCCUCACACGUGUGAGUUGAGGCUGAGAGGUGCCUCGGUCGGGAGACACACUUUCCCCCCUGUCUCUCACUGUGCAGCUGGACUCAACAGAACCAGACCGGACUGCUGUCACCCACCAGUGGACACUCGCAUGAGCGGCGGCAACACAGCAUCUACCGGUGCGGGUGAACGCAACGGGUGAUGCCAGGAGUGCUUGAGAGACAGCGAGGAAACAAGCCGCACUCCGUCCGGCAGCGUCCAUCCACAUCCCUUCAUCCUCGACCCAGCUUGCGGAGCUGAUACUUCAGGUCGGACGGUCUCUACUUCUUCUUCUUCUACUUCUCUGUCAUUGUUUCGGGAUGGAGAAAUUUUACAGGUGAGGGGCAGAAGGAAAAGGAGCUGCAGUGUGCCCCGACACUGUCACUCCUGUUAUUUUGGAGAGUUGAUAUUCGGACGUUUUUCCGUCCCACUGAAUCGAUUCAGGCUUCUGAUCGGGACUGAGCGGGUUAGGAGGACUAAAUGUGAUUUUUGUGUGGGUUUCAUCAUGUGGCGAAUGGUUCUGUUGCUGAACCCUUUCGGACAGGAUUGAGUCAAACUUCCGUGGAGCUCCAGGAGUGGGGUUAAGGUACACUCGGACUGGGACAGAGGCAUUGGGAGACGUCGGCUACAGUGCGUUGGUUUUUGGGUGGAUAACAACAUGACUUGUCCCAACACAGUGACGUAUCAAGGCUUCACCUGAGUCUCACUCUUAACCAGAAAACAAACGACCGGAAGGACAUUUAAAGGCUAUCGCUCAUCAAUCCGAGCCUCAACCAGCACCAGUUGUCAGUUUUGGGUGGGCCUUUCAGGGAUCCACCCUUAUUUCCUCCACCUCCUCCUCUUCCUCCCCUCCUCUCCCUCUUUUUUUUCUCCCCGUCGCUUCGGUCCAUCCUCAGAAGCCCCCUCCUCCGCUCCGCACCCCCUCCCUCAGCGGUGCUCCGUCGCCCUGGGUGAGUGGGCAGGGGGGUGGCCCACGGUACCCCCCGACACCUGGGCGCCACCGAGCCGCCAGAGGCUGGUGAGGCGGCGGCAGGGUCAGAGCUGGGAAGAUGGCUGCUCUCGCCAGUUCCCUUAUUCGCCAGCGCAGGGAGGUCAAGGACCCCCAGGCAAACCGGCAGAUCGCCAGCAAGCGCAAGCCCUGCCCAAAGAGCAACAAGUCGCUCUGCCAGAAGCAAAUCCUAAUAUUAAUAUCGAAGGUUCGACUAUGUGGCAGUCGAGGGAGAAAAAUGGAGAAAAGACCAGAGCCCCAGCUGAAGGGCAUCGUCACGCGGCUUUACUGCAGACACGGCUUCUACCUCCAGAUGCUGCCGGAUGGCACCAUGGAAGGCACAAAGGACGAAAGCAGCUCCUUCUUGCAGUUCAACUUGAUUCCUGUGGGGCUCAGGAUAGUGGCCAUCCAGAGCACCAAGACAGGGCUCUACGUUGCCAUGAACAGCGAGGGCUACCUCUACACUUCGGAACACUUCACGCCCGAGUGUAAGUUUAAGGAGUCUGUGUUUGAGAACUACUACGUCACCUACUCGUCCAUCCUGUACAGACAGACCCAGUCGGGCCGGGCGUGGUACAUCGGUAUCAACCGAGACGGACAGGUCAUGAAAGGGAACCGCGUCAAGAAGACGAAGGGAGCCGCGCACUUCCUGCCCAAACUCAUUGAAGUGGCCAUGUACAGGGAGCCCUCUCUACACGACGUCGCUGAGCAAAGCCCGCCCAGAAAAACGCCCAAGACCUCCAGUGACUCGCCCGUGCUCCAGAACGGCAAGAAGGACCUUCAAUCCAAAACCAAAACCUCCUCCUCCUAGCGCUCACAGACACAGGUGGGAGGAAUGGUGGAGGACACGGGGCACUGGGCACCAGUGGACACCUGCCCAGGGUUGUUAGGGCUAUGUCCCCACACACACCUGCUGCCUGCAACACUGACCCCACGAGAACUCCGCGUACCACAAUGCAAUGGUGUAAAGUUAGAGAAAAAGAGCAGGUCCAUGCAGAGUGGAGCUGGCCAAUGGGAAGCCCCUUUUACCUUCACAGACCCCCCCCCCAUCCACACCAGCCCUCCACCUUCUGAUUUAAUAACCUCUGUGAUUAUCGAAGCCUGGGAUUUAAAAGCAAUAACUCCAUGAAGAGGUGAACUAGCAUCGUAUAGCAUGUCACCACAGCGUGUUUAACCUGCUGGAAGGAAAUCCCACACACCUUCUAGCCGCCAUCAGCGACGUCCUUCCACUCAACCAAAUAUCCGAGCAGAGUCUUCCUGAUUUUACCACAACGGGUGCAACGGUCUCAUCCGUCCCUCGGCAGCGCACACUUUACAAAUGGGUCGUGUUUUUAUUUCCCCGCGGGGUUCCAUGCUAAUGUUAGCCUGACACAGAGCCAUGCUAAUGCGAGGCCGUCGCAGAGACCCUUGCAGACUUUUGUUCUGCAGCCAUCUGCUCACUCUACAUCUUCUGCGUGUGUCAGCGACUUUGUGCGAUGGCCUGGAUACUUGUCAGCCCUGCUUGUGUGUGUUUGUGUGCGAGUGUGUUCCCUUCUUCUUCCAUUCACCUUUGGCGCGAUUUGAUUAGUUUGUGACAUGGACUCAAUUUUCCACUCGGCGGCACAAGAAAACCCCUCCCGUCCUCUCCGGCUCUGUUACUAGAGUCUGGGGCUGAUCAGAAUCUUUCGACCCUUAAACGAGGGGCCAAGAGCUCCCUCGGCACACUGCGUUACCACACACACACACACACGCUCAUUACUACACUGACAUUUAAACACGCACGCCGAGAUGUGCACACACUUUAGCACCCUGAUAUCCAUGAGCGACGACCGCAGAAAAUGAUCUCACGACUUAACACACUUAACACAAUGACAUGCAUUACACACACUCAGAAAUGCACAUGUCGGCGCGGUUGUGAGUGUGUGUGCAGGUUCUGGGAGAUGAUGAGGAUAUCAUCAGUGAGAUGGGGUACUGAUGGAGCCUGACUGUGUGGCUUGUGAUUGCACAGCAAUAGCUUUUUUCACUGUGGCUGGCCAUGCGUCGCACAAACCCCUGAGGCCCACACAGUAUCUGUGGACCCUGGAUAUUUCAAUGUGGUGUGCUUGUCUAAAAAUACUGAUCUUGGUUUUAUUUAAUUAUUGCAUCCACAUUGUGCUACUACCUUCUAAUGAAUUAAAAAAAUAUAUAAGCUUUUGCAUAUGAUAACAGUUUCUGCAGAUUCCAUGCUACCCCAUCUCUGCCCCCAUGCCAGAAAUAUUUACUGUAUGGAACUGUAUGUGAUGGAUUUUUAAAGGGGCACUCCACUUAUUGUACAUGUCAAUGGUACAAGUCAUUUGGAGUACUACUCAGCCUGUGAAAACAGUUGUAUGGUGAAUAGUUUAUAGGAACUUUCUCAAAUCUGAGGAAAUUACUCCAGUGACAGCACUUGAGUAAUUAAGCGUUGGGAUUGAAGACCUUAAAGUCUAACUGAAAGACUGCAAUGCAAACUUGAGUACAAUACCUAAAACUGACACCCAAACCUGGGCUGUAUCCGCAUACAAAACCUAUAUUUUUGAAUAAUUCCAUUCAUUACUGACUGUUUGGUUGGAGAUUCUGGUUUGUUAUGCUAGUAGCCACUGAUGUGACCUUGAGCUACUAGCAACAAGCUAGAGAUGACUACAGAGGUCACUUCUUUCUUCCCGAGAUUCUUUUCAUUUUGUCUUAACGUGUAGUGUUCAGCCCUACCUAAGGGUGACUCAAGCAGCAGUUUAUCAGAUUAACCACAGCUCAGGAGCCACAGAAGGCUUCAAUACAACUUCUUUCACAGAAGCAGUAGUACUCCCUAACAUCUGUAAACAGACUUCGAUGUGUAAAAUUGGUGGUUUCCCUUUAAUAUAUUACAUUUGAAAAUACCUAAGCCCAAAGUUUCAGCAACAAAAUUUCCCUGAUUUGGGUCUAAUGAAAGAUGCAAUCACACUGCAUUAUGGGGAGUGUAAGAUCUGGUGGUUUUUGUUUCUUUGACCCAUACUAGGGACUAAAAGUCAGGAAUUCUCGGCUUGUGCUCCUUUGAUUUUAACCAUUCUUUUUUUUAAUCUAUUUCUUGCAUGUCCCCCGAUGGUAUUGAAGUGCAACACUAAAUGAAUGAAAUGGUCCUUUAAAUCUUUAUUUACGCAUGGACUAGUCAGCUGAGCACCUCGGCCCAUGACAUGCAACAACACCGUACACGCUUUUUUUCUUUUUUUUUUUCCACACAUUUGCUUAAAAGAUGCUAGUUUCUACCGCUUACAACUGACCCUAACCCUUAUUUCAUUCAAAAUCCAAUCUUAAUCUGUUUCUAAAUGUGUUUAUAUGAAUCACCAUGAAUCUCUACUGAAGACUUUGGUUAUGAUGCAAAGGAAUUCAAGCCUUCUCUACUUGUCAUAUUUGAAAGUUCAUAGAAUUACUGUGUUUUGUCAGGAGGAAAAAUAAGAAACCAAAGUCAUAUUUAAAUAAUGUAACUGAUAGUGGUCGUACAUAAGACGGAUGAUGAUUCUAAAAGAGGAAAUAUAAAGAUAGAUGUGAUCCCAUUUUUUUGUCAGCGAUCUGAUAGACCCUCAAGGUAAAGAAAGUAACUAUUUAAAAUAUUUACCAGCCUCGUUCAGGAGGCCUUGUUUUGUGCGUUUGCAUUUGUUCUUCCCAUUCAGCACCAAAAGCAAUCAUUUUUCAUAUCAAACUUUCUUGGUACAAUAUGCCAGGCAGCGUAAUUGUUUCUGCCUAAUGUUUAUGUAUUGUGGGAAGCGAGGGAGUCCUGUGUGUUCAGGAGGCGGAGGCGAGGCGAGAUUGAUGUUUAGGGCUCAGAGAGAGGGACGCACCAAAGAAAAGAAAACGGAGAAAGAGAGGGAUUUUUAGGGGAAAUCAUUUGCGGUGAUGAGCUGAAGAAGAAGAGCUUCGAGAGGAAAUUAUGGUAAUGCGGACAGAGUUCCCUUUAACGCACACACACACACACUUAAACACACUUCUCAUUUCAUGCAUAAUCCUCUGCUCCCCUGUAACCUCUGGUUGUAAAUAAUAAUAGCCGAUAACCCCUCGCAGAAUGGAGGCGAGCCGCUGAGCAAAGUAAUCUGCUACCUGAGAGAUGAAGCUAACGUUACCUCUGCUUUCCCGCGGAGAGGAAGAUAGGCGAGAAGGACGAAAAGAGGUAGCUUGAGAGGGAAAGACGGGAAAGGAAGUAAGGAGAAAGAUGGGUGAUAUAACAAAGAAAUUACUUGUGAGAAAUAAAAAAAAGAAACUUUGAGUUCAAUGAACUGCAACCCAUCAGAGAGUUAUUCCCAUUAUUAUUCUUUAUUUAUUUGUUCUCUGUUAA